CGGUUGCACCGCGCGCGCUCUCGUUCAACUCACUCAGUGCACACACACACACAGAGUGAGCGGGGAGCUGAGAGGCGCACGAGCAGCGCGGCGGAAAAGUCACGUUAAAAGCCAUUAGAACCGAAAUGCGAGUCGUUAAUUCGACUAGAUAACGGCGUCCUGACUUUGAGAAGUCGGUGUGAGCGCGAGCAGACCGGAACUACACGCCACGGAUUGAUGCCCUUUCUCUGAGUGUGAAGUGUGUUCAUGUGGGAAAAGGAGUGGCAGAAAUUUAUCUGGCUAAGAUCUGUUCAGUACUUUGGGAGGAACGGCAGGUUGAAGUUGGUAUAACAGAGUUCGCUCUCUGCUCCCGGGACAUCGGGAAACUACCGGUGCUUUCUGAGUCACAGGAAAGCGCUCAGGCUGUUUCUCUCUCUCUUCUGAUCGUUUUCCGACUGGAUUACUCAUGAAUAUCAAUCAGGGUGAAGAACUCAGAACCAUCUUUCUUAGCUAGUAACUGAAUUUGGCAACAAUGAGUGCCAGGUCAGCCAUCAACAAAGAGAUCUUUAUCCCACAUAACGAGAGGAUGUUGGCAGCCGUGCAAGUGAAGAGGAGGACGAAGAAGAAGAUUCCCUUCUUGGCUACAGGUGGUCAGGGCGACUACAUGACUUUCAUCUGCCUAUCAGUGACCAACAAGAAGCCAACAGAGAUCUCGAUCACAAAAGUGAAGCAGUUUGAGGGUUCUUCUUCUUUUGUCAGAAGAUCCCAGUGGAGUCUCGACCAGCUGCGGCAGGUGAAUGGCAUUGACCCGAACAAGGAUUGUCCAGAGUUUGACCUGACAUUUGAGAACGCAUUUGACCAGUGGGUAGCCGGCUCAGCUGGGGACAAGUGCAUGUUUGUGCAGGUCCUACACAACACGUGCCAGCGCUACAGCGCAGAAAGAAAACCAGAGUUUGUCAACUGCCAAUCCAAACUGCUGGGAGGUAAUAGCAUCCUGCACUCUGCAGCCGACAGUGUGAGUAGUGCAGUGCAGAAAGCCAGUCAGGCACUGAACGAGCGUGGAGAGAGACUGGGCCGUGUGGAGGAGAAAACUGGAGACAUGAUGAACAGUGCUCAGCAGUUUGCUGAUACUGCACAUAAGCUGGCCAUGAAGCACAAAUGUUAAACUGUGCCAAGUCAGAGGGUUCUGCCAGUGACUCCAGGACAUCCACAGAGUGAACGGAUUUUAGAUAUAAUUCUUAAAACAACAAAUAUUUAACCCUAGUAUUAUGACUUAAUGCUGUUUUUUAUUUUUAUUUUUUGACAUCUUCCUGGUGUUUCCAGAAGAGGAGUUAAUGGUGUGGUAAAAGAUGCCUGGCUCACUGACUGUGCAUGACAAAAAGCAGCUCGGGCAUUUCAUCUUUCCAGGAGCCUCUCUUCUGGUUCCUUCCACAGAGGGGAGGGGGUCCAGCGAUUACUGGAGUCCUGGAUGCAGGAUUAUCUUACCCAAGGAAACGGGGCACUGUGUUACACUUAGGGCCAAUUAAACCAGAUAUACAGAAGACAAACCAUUUGUUAGCAAUUGCCUAAGGGCAUGAUUUGUUUCUCUCUGAACCCAUAAUGCAUUUCAUAUCUUCUGUGAAAGCUGGCUAGUCCAUACUUGGAGAGGACCGAAAGUUGUUUCGGCAUAAUGUAACCGUUUCCUUCGCCGAAAAUUUUUAAUACAUGCUGUGAUAAAGUAACAAUAACAGACUCGAUUGUUUCAUUAAAAAAAAAAAAAGUCAUAUUUUUGGUCAGAGAUUUCAUAAACUUUGAUCAUUAAAUUAAAAAUAAAUGAAUAGUAUUUGAAGUUUGCUAUCAAGCUGAAAUAAAUGCUUAGCAGUGUAUGUAGUUGCAAAUCUAAACUUAGUUUUAAAGAAAUACUUUUGAACUUUGUAGGUAAAUCUAUCAAAAGCAGUGCUCUAUAUGGCUUUUGUUUGGGUUUAGAUAACGUUAUUCAGAUAUAAAGAGAUGGUAAUUCAGUUAACCAAGUUUGAAUAGAUGACUAUUUCAAAAGUUUAAGCUUUAUGAAGUGGAAUUCAUUAUUAAAUAGUAAGUAAGAAAUGUUUACAGUGGGCUUUUUGAGAUCACCUGCUAGUGAGAAUAAAUACUUCUUGAUCUGUGACACCGCUUCGCACCACAGUUGCCAUUGAUGAUAUUCUACUUUAUGACCGUUGUAUCAUAUUAAGUGUAGACCGUACCAGUUAGUUUAGUUCAGCAGUAAGUUGUGUUACAUGCUAAUCCCAGUGUACUGCCACUACCAAGGAGCUUUUAAUGGUGUAAGUGACUUUCUUUAUUCUGUAACCGUACGUGACGUCACAUGAUUUGCUUCUAUGAGUGGAUUGAGGUUAAUAUUUGAUUAUUUCAUGCUCAGACUACAUAAUUACAAGUUGAUCCUUGUGUAAAACAAAUUAGAUUAGAUAAUUUUAAGAAUUUGUAUAACGUUUGUGAACCGCAGAGCACCUCAAACUUUUUUAUCAGUAGCAAUAUUUUGUGGCUUUCAAAUAGUACUUAGUAACUGUAGCUGUUUACGUAAUAGCAGAUUUCAUUACAGACAGCAGCUUACGGAGUCUGAGGUGCUCGUUUAACUUGUAUAGAAUUUUUUUUUUUUUCAGUUCAGCAUGCAGUUAUGAUGCACCGAUUUCUUUAUCAUCACCCUUCAACAGAAAUCUCUCAAACAACACAGUGGUCAUUAUUUUAAUGAAAGUAUAAACAGUUUUGAAUGCAUAUGUAAUAUGAACUGGACUUCAUUUCCAGCUGCGUGAUUAUUCAUGUUUUCUUAAAUAUUAUCAGUGUUUUUACGCAAUUUAUUUUCAGACAAACACUUUUACAGAUUCUUACUGCAUACUUAUUUUAAAUUGACCGUGCCAGCAGCAGUACUUGGUUUUUAAAUCCCGGGAAUGUAUUUAUUAUUAUUAUUAUUAUUAUUAUUAUUAUUAAAUAUAAUGGAUGGUAGAUUUGAGAUUAAUAUUAAAUACACAUGUUGAUUUUAAUGGUCAUGUACAGCAGAGUUCUCUGUUUCUAGCUCUGGAGGACAGAAAUUGUGAAGAUGCUCAGCCCAGGGUUCAAUUUUUAAAUGUGGAUAAAUAUAUGUAGAAAAGUUAAAUUGCACAAAGUCAAAAUCUGAUUGUCAAACACCCUUCUAGGUGACUUGAAGAUAUUUUCUUAAAAUCUAUAUUUGCGCUACUGUCCUUCUGACAGUAAAGAAGGUGAAAAGGUCAGAUAUAGACACAGACAUGGAUAUCCAGCACAACCAGUUGAUUUAAUCCCAAUAGUAGUGCCUUUGUCAAAUAUACUUUUCAUUUCUUUUAUGAACAUAAUCAUGGUUACUUUCCUUCACGUAUGUUUUAUGAGAAGUUAUAUAUGUAAUGUGUUCAAUUAUUUAUUCCAAAAUAAUCUCCUCAGUAAUACGAAUUAAAAAUAUCACAGUAUUGUUUUUAUAUGGCGUUUUAUAUCUAAAUUAAACUACUAGUGAAUGUGAUGGUGUAUAGAUUCACUUAAGUCAUGGCUGUAAGGAAUGUAGUUUCUCAUUUAUUUUUCCAAAGUUCACCCUAAAUAUCUCUCUUAAAAAAAAAAAGACACAAUAAGGAGCCUGUAACGUGUAAAUCAAAAUUCUCUGACAUCUUGUCACGUUUUCCAGAAAAUUCCAUCUCGCCAUACAGUUUACUUUUAUAACAGAAAUAGUGAAAGUUUGAAGCAAUCAGGGAUUCAUGUGUAAUUUUUUUCAUGCUAUGUGUAUUUGUUUUAUUUAUUAGCAGUUUGUCUUAAUGUCGGCCAAAUGUCUGUACGUCUGAGCGUCCUACCGUCUGUUUUACAGUUUGUGCUGUGGUGUUUCAGUGUUGUCACGUUAAUAGCCAUGUCUUUGUGUUCUUGUUAAGGGCUUUAAUUGUAUUAUUUAGGGAAGUGUCUUUUACAUUUUGAAGAACUGUUGCUUCAUGUGAGUAAUCCAGAACCCAGUUCUACCAAAUCUGUAAUGAUCUGAUGAAGUACUUAGUUGCAGCCUUAAUACUUUUGCUAUGACACUAGCAGAACGGUGCAGACUGCAUAAAAAGUUGUGAAUGUUUUUUCACCCAAGUAUAUAGUAUUUUCAUUAUUCUUGCAAUGUCUUUUAAUCAAUCUCUAUUUGAUUAAUUCCAUUCACACUUAAGUCCCUUAAGAUUGUUUCUGUUUCUAGCUGUAAAAGUCCCCGUGAAUUGCAUCUGUCCUGCAAGCUGGAAUUUAAUGGGUACAAAAUAAAUGACGUUAAUAGUAAAUUAACUUAUACAUUAUUCAUGUUUUUGGGUCCAUACCAUUUAUUUUCUACUGAGCACAAAUGUGUUGUGUCAAAUACAUGACUGUGGAAGGAUGUGAUUCUCACUGCAAAGUUUUGCCAAAGACCGUCACUGUCAAAAUAAUAAAUUCCUUAUUUUCCUAGGUACCACUGGAAAUUAAAAAAAAAAAGACUUUUACGACUGAAUGACUACAAGCAAAGUUUAAGCUCAAAUUUUAACAACAAAUAAUUUACCUUUAAUUUGGGCAAAUGUACCUUUAAUGCUGUGCUGAGGUUUUAAAAAUAAUUUAAAGAUUUAAAAGUGGUCACAGUAAAAAUAUUGAAAAUAACUAAAAGCCAAUUAAUAUCAAUGUCCACACUUUCUGCUGUUUAAUUCCAAGCAGGAGCAAUAUACGUAUGAUGGUGGCAAUAUUAAAAACCUGAGUGCCAGGGUGUGCUAUGUGGACGUCUUAUAGAAGGCAAAUUACCUCAGUAAGACUGUUUAUGCUUAUUUCACAUCCUUUGUUUUGUUUUUUUUGAUAGAUUAAUGUGCUUUGUCCUGCACUGAAAUGAACUCCUUCACUUUUGUUCAUGCUUUCAUAAAGGUAAUAUUAUAAAAUGUUUAGUUUUACUAUUAGUUUGCUAAUAUUUUGAAGUUGAUUUUCUGUUGAAUAUCA
This is a messenger RNA of Neoarius graeffei (lesser salmon catfish), 4923 nucleotides long. RefSeq names its product syntaxin binding protein 6 (amisyn) (gene stxbp6). Gene Ontology annotation, biological process: exocytosis; regulation of SNARE complex assembly; Golgi to plasma membrane transport. The transcript has 8 exons. Gene Ontology annotation, molecular function: phosphatidylinositol-4,5-bisphosphate binding. The record is from RefSeq and is a predicted model, not a curated record. Bases 512 to 1144 code for a protein of 210 amino acids. NCBI's taxonomy places the organism in Eukaryota, Metazoa, Chordata, Actinopteri, Siluriformes, Ariidae. Gene Ontology annotation, cellular component: plasma membrane; exocyst.